Messenger RNA from Helicoverpa armigera (cotton bollworm), 2171 nucleotides. It is a transcript of the gene Ent1, whose product is annotated as equilibrative nucleoside transporter 3. The transcript has 7 exons. The record is from RefSeq and is a predicted model, not a curated record. Gene Ontology annotation, biological process: nucleoside transmembrane transport. The coding region runs from base 348 to 1709 and encodes 453 amino acids. NCBI's taxonomy places the organism in Eukaryota, Metazoa, Arthropoda, Insecta, Lepidoptera, Noctuidae. Gene Ontology annotation, molecular function: nucleoside transmembrane transporter activity. Gene Ontology annotation, cellular component: plasma membrane.
GCGCGUUUUGUUGUUGUAAUCAUUCAUUCAGUUGCGUUCGUUCAGUAAAUUCUGACGUCCUCUAAAUAGUCUGUGGUUGUGAAUCAGUUGAAUUUGUUUGACGCAUGUAUUGACAGCUGUUAUUCAAUACUCGAUUCGAUCGAACAAAAAUAAUUAAAUAAUAUUAAUUUUCUCAUAAUGUUUAAGUGAAAAGUGACUGAAAACCUAAAUCAAAACAAAACAUAUACAUGUGCAAGUGCUUAAUCGUCAAACAAACCCUAGAAGCCCUACAAUAGAAACAAAAUACGUACUGAAGAGUAUUAGAAAAUUUUAGUUUAUUAAUUGAACCGUAGUGUUUUACGGUAACAAUGGAUACGACAGGGUCUAUUAAUACUGACGCUAUAGAGAGUAUUGAAAACGAGGAAGAAGUUAUUGACGAUUCUGAAGAGCGAGAGCUGGUGACUGACUCAUGUUCCACGAAGGUAUUGGACGCUGGCGAGCAGCCUAGAGACAAGUACUGCAUUGUGUACAUACUGUUCUACCUGUUCGGAGUAACAUCACUAGUGCCCUGGAAUUUUUUGAUCACCGCCAAUGAUUAUUGGAUGUACAAGUUCCGAGAUGUCACACCAAAUAAUCUCACGAUGGUGGUUCGGAAGACGCCAUUUCAAGCCGAGUUCACUUCGUACCUCAACGUGGCAACGGCCAUUCCUAAUUUAUUGUUCCUCAUACUGAACUCUUUAUAUGGACACUUAGUGCCAUUAAAGGCAAGACUACAAGGCUCACUGAUUAUAGUGACAAUAUGCUUCCUGGUGACGACCACAUUUGUGCAGAUCAACACGGAUGAAUGGCAGAACACGUUCUUUAUCAUCACUAUUGUGUCUGUCGUUAUUAUGACUGCUGCCAGCGCAGUCUUCAUUGGCGGCCUAGUAGGAAUCGCGAGCCGAUUCUCCAAAGAAUACAUGGCUGCCGUAGUCAGCGGCCAAUCUCUAGGCGGGAUCAUAGCCGCAAUCGCCCAAAUCAUAUCCCUUGCCUUCAAAAUAUCCCCUUUACACAGUGCUUUAAUAUACUUCGUUAUAGCUGACAUAAUGGUCGUGACGUCAUUGAUUUCCUACGCCUUAUUAUACAAGAUUGACUUCUUUACAUAUCAUAUUCUUCGUGGGUCGGGAGGCAUAGCGGCGAACAGACAUAGGGAGGUGUAUAUGACGUUGGUGAUCAAGAAAGUAUGGGUGUACGCGUUUAGUAUCUUCGCUGUGUUCGCGAUAAGUAUGGCGGUGUACCCCGCUGUGACUGUGCUGGUGGAGUCUCAUCCCGCUACGGCUGGCACUGAUUGGAAUAAUAUAUUCUUCGUUCCUGUGGUGAACUAUUUAAUCUUCAACUGCGGAGACUACGCUGGACGAUUGGUAGCCGGAUUCCUGUUGCGACCAACAAACCAAUGGAUAAUCGCCUUCGCCUCUGUCCUACGUGUGAUUGGCGUACCGAUGCUGAUGCUAUGUAACGCGCAGCCUCGCAAGCAUCUCCCCGUCGUGUUCAUGUGGGACUGGGAGUAUAUCAUCAUCAUGAUAGUCUUCGCCUUCACUAAUGGAUACCUCACUAAUAUCGUCAUGAUUAAUGCUACCAGGGUGGUAGAACUUCAUGAGCGUGAGAAAGCAUCAGGAUUAAUCGCGACAAUGCUCAGCGUGGGACUAUGCGCCGGCGCCGCGGUCGGCAUGCUACUCGUACACUUACUAUAAACCGCUUUUAUCCAGAUAUAGAAGAAAGGUAUGUACUCGGAUGUCAUUGGAAUUCAGUUUGAUAAACGGCUGUCAGAAAUAGGUCGUAAGAAAGGAUUAUUAACGGGAGAAUUCGAUUAUGCAAAGGCAUACAGUUACUUUAAGUACCUUUAUAUUUUUUUUACUAAUUUGGAUGCGUAUGCAUCAUGCUUGCAAUGUCGUGAUUUUGUAGAAAUGUGAAGAUAUUAAAUUGUCAGUCUUCCUCGCUUUGCAAAUCAAUACAAUUCGCUAUAUGUUUUAUAUUUCAUGAUUUUUUAAAGUACAUAUGUACGUGAGAUAGUUAUUAUUCCGCGGGCGGUACUUGCUUCAAUAUUAUUAAGACUAUGACAUUUAUUCUCUGGACAUUUCACUAGUAAUUCAACAUUUAUUUUUAAAGCUUAAUUUGUACGCUAAGGUCCAAUUUCAACGACAACAUAAACGUCA